Molecule: messenger RNA, 462 nt
Organism: Mesocestoides corti
Lineage: Eukaryota; Metazoa; Platyhelminthes; Cestoda; Cyclophyllidea; Mesocestoididae
Source: the annotation of a GenBank genome assembly
AUGAAUUCUACAUCUUUGGAUUUUGAUGAGACCAAUAGCAGUUAUUUACUAAGUGCUGAGUUUUUUGCCGUCCAAUACCAGCGUGACCUUAUUGGACAUUAUUUUAUGGGAAUUGCAACUCUCACAAUAUCAUGCAUUGGUCUUGUGGGGAACAUGUUAUCAAUUGGCGUUCUUACUUCAAAAUACAUGAGGGGAACAACAACGAACUUAUAUCUUAUCGCUCUUGCCGUCUCUGAUUCAUUAAUGCUCCUUUUCGCAAUAUUGGUUGCAAUUCGCGACGCCAGAAGACCUCAGUACGGUGUCACAGCAUGGGAAUUAUGGGACGAUGCAUCAUUUAUACCACGUCUAUAUCCGAACUGUCAUGCAUUCGCAUUGCUUUUUCAAGUAAGCAGUAUAUACCCUUAUUUAUUUUUAUUCGUGAUAUUUUGCUUCUCGCCAAUACACGGUUCAGCUCUUCCCUAG